Rana temporaria (common frog) is the source of this 4356-nucleotide messenger RNA. RefSeq names its product Rho guanine nucleotide exchange factor 10 like (gene ARHGEF10L). The record is from RefSeq and is a predicted model, not a curated record. Gene Ontology annotation, molecular function: guanyl-nucleotide exchange factor activity; protein binding. The transcript has 28 exons. Gene Ontology annotation, cellular component: cytosol. Gene Ontology annotation, biological process: SREBP signaling pathway; positive regulation of stress fiber assembly; actin cytoskeleton organization. NCBI's taxonomy places the organism in Eukaryota, Metazoa, Chordata, Amphibia, Anura, Ranidae. Bases 54 to 3869 code for a protein of 1271 amino acids.
UCCGGCGCUACAUGGAAUGGACGCGUCGGGGUUGCAGCGAGUCGUAGGUUGUAAUGAGGCGCCGUCAUGUGACAGGUUCAGCCGCAGGAGAGAUGGAUUCUGCAGAGAGCUCCAGAUUUAACUUCCAUGCACUAGAUGUCCCCAUCACUGGGGGGCCCCAGGAAGAGGAGGAUGAAGACGACCAGGGAGAAUUCUUUGAUUUUGACAGCGACGGGGAAGGAGACGAUUCGGGGGCCCGGAAAGGGUUAAAGUGCCGACUGUCCUCUUCCAGCAGCAUCCAGGAGAAGACCCAGGAGCCCCCCUCCCCCAGCGCAGAGCCGGUCGCCCCGGCCCGACCGUCAAGGUCUCCAUCCAUUGUCAGUAAUGGGGAUCCCAGAGGUCGGGGGAAGGUGGAGGGCCACAGCAACGUCGUCCGGAAGAGUCUGAGCAAAAAACGUUUAUCGGGUUCUCGCAGCAUCGGAGACGGCGUGAUUUACGACGACGUUCCCGGUGAGCAUGAAAGCCAGGAUGGGCUGGGACACCACCUGAUCUACGAGAACGUGGGCUGCUCGGGCGACUUCCAGGACACGGGCUGGAGCUCCAGCGAGUUCGAGAGUUACAGCGAGGGCUCCGAGGAGGAGGAGGCCAAGCCCAAGCCCGCCAAACCCUUCGUAGCGUUCCAGCCAAAGCUGUCCCCGGACCUCAACAGACUGAAGGAGAGAUAUAGCCGCACUAAGAGAGACUUCCUGGCUCUGAGGGUCAGGAGACGAGACGUCCGAGAGCUCAAACAGAGAUAUGACUGUAAGAUGACCCAGCUCAUGAAAGCGGCUCGUAGCGGUACCAAGGACGGCCUGGAGAAAACGCGGAUCGCAGUCAUGCGCAAAGUAACUUUUUUACAUCGCAAAGAAACGUCAGGGGACUCAGAAGAGGAGGAGAUGGGGUUCCUAGAAGUCAGCGGGCUGGACCUCGAGCUGAACCCCCCGUCCGAGCUCGGGCCCAUGCCGGAGGGGCUCAGUGCCCAGCAGGUCCUGCGGCGUCACAUUCUGACCUCCAUCGUGCAGAGCGAGCGCAGCUACGUGGAGUCUUUACUGCGCGUCCUGCAGGACUACCGGAACCCCUUAAUGGAGAUGGAGCCCAAACUGCUGAGCGCCCGCAAGUGCCAGGUGGUCUUCUCGCGGGUGAAGGAGAUCCUGCACUGUCAUUCGGUCUUCCAGAUCGCCCUGGCCUCGCGCGUGCCGGAGUGGGACGCCACGGAGAAGAUCGGGGAUCUGUUCGUGGCUUCGUUCUCCAAGUCCAUGGUGCUGGAUGUGUACAGCGAAUAUGUCAAUAACUUCACCAACGCCAUGAACCUGAUCAAGAGAGCCUGUCUGACCAAACCGGCCUUUCUGGAGUUCCUGAGGAAAAAACAAGCAGCGAGUCCGGACCGGGUGACGCUCUACGGGCUGAUGGUAAAACCCAUCCAGCGGUUUCCCCAGUUCAUUCUCCUCCUGCAGGACAUGUUGAAGAACACGCCGCGGGGCCACCCGGACCGCCUGUCCCUGCAGUUGGCACUGACCGAGUUGGAGACUCUGGCGGAGAAGCUGAACGAGCAGAAGAGGCUCGCCGACCAGGUGGCAGAAAUCCAGCAGCUGUGCAAGAGUAUAAAUGAGAGGAGCGCCCUCCAUAAGAGUCUGAGCUCCGGACAGCAUCAGCUCCUCGUGUGCGAGACUCUCACCGAGAUGGUGUACGGGGACAAAGGACAACUUCUUAAAUCCAAGGAACGCAAACUCUUCCUCCUCAACGACGUGCUGGUGUGCGCCAACAUUAACUUCAAGGGACAGCCGGACAUCGGGAAUCUGGUCCCGCUGGGACCUCGCUAUGUGCUGAAGUGGAACGCGGCGUUGUUCCAGCUCCACGUGGCAGAAUUUGGACAAGAAGGGAAUGUGCUGGAGAAAGAGACGGCCACCAGCCAACAGUCCACUAGCAAGAAACAGUCGCCCUCUGCUGGUCAGAAUAAGGUGUCCCUGGGGUCCCCUCGGCUGUACCAGGAGCUGCAGGACGUCAAGAAGGAUCUGGAGGUGGUGGAGCAGAUCACACAGCUCAUCAGCACCCUACACGGCUCCUAUCAGAACCUGAACAUGACGGUGGCCCAGGAUUGGUGUUUGGGACUUCAGAAGCUCAUCCGGCUGAAGGAGGAGGAAAUCCAGUCCGCCAACAAGUGUCACCUCCGCCUGCAGCUCCAGAUGCCCCGAAAAUCAGACAAGUCAGGGCGUCCAAUGAGCUUCAUGGUCCUUUUCCUCACGCCGAAUCCACUGAGCAAGAUCUCCUGGGUCAAUCGAAUGCACCUGGCCAAGAUCGGACUGAGAGAGGAGAACCAGCCUGGUUGGUUGUGCCCCGAAGAAGAGAGAAAGACAAAAAUUCCAUUCUGGUCCCCCACUCUGGUCUGUCGUCUCCCCGCAUUCUCCACCAAAGCCUCGGACUUGCAGCUGGGAGGAGCCAUCCACACCCCGGUACAGAGCUCCCUCCUGGGCUUCUCGUCCGUCAGUACGUCUCUUCCUCAGGGCUACUUAUGGGUCGGUGGUGGUCAGGUAGGGGGAGUCGGCCAAAUUCAGAUCUUCUCUCUGAACCACACCACCCCGCGCAUGCUGAAGGCCUUCCCUCUGCCAUCCUGCAUACUGUGCGUGGAGAACGUGUGCGCCAAGGAGAGCGAGGAUAGCUCAGAAAAUGAAGAGGAUUGUACGUUUUCCCCGGUGCAGCCGGCGGUGUGUGUGGGCCUUCAGGACGGGAGCAUUCUGGUGUACAGUAGCGUAGACACCGGAUCCACCUGUUUGAUGGCACUUCGGAGCCCCGGCCUCCAGCCUGUCCUCUGCCUGAGAUGGAGCUACAAGUACCUGUGUGCGGGGCUGCAAGACGGGACCUUGGCGCUGUACCCACAAAACCCAGGAGGAUUAUGGGAUCCUGAAAGCUCUUCCACCGUGCGGGUAGGAACAAGCCCUGUCCAUGCCCUGCUGGCCCUGGAUGACUGCAUAUGGGCCAGCUGCCGGAAUCGAGUGACCGUUCUGGAGACAGAACCCCUCAAAGUCCAGAGUUUUGAGGCCAUUCAGGACGAGGGGGUGAGCGUUACUCAUAUGAUCAGAGCCGGCGGAGGAGUGUGGAUGGCGUUCUCAGAGGGCUCAUCAAUACGUCUCUUCCACACCGAAACUCUGGAACUUCUACAGGAAAUGAACAUUUCUACCCGCACCUUGUCCUUGCCAGGGCAGAAGAAUCCCAAAGUCACCACCCUGAUGAUAUGCCAGGGUUUGCUUUGGGUGGGCACCGACCUUGGCAUCCUGAUCACAUUACCUGUGCCAAAGUUAGAGGGCAUCCCGAAAAUUACAGGAAAAGGGAUGGUCUCAUUGAAUGGACACUGCGGCCCGGUCCAGCUCCUCACCGUAGCCUGCAGCACAAUGGCGCCCGAAGCACUGCGUACAGAACAAGGCUCUACAGAGGAUGUAAGGGAAAACGAGGCCGCAUCAGACCCAAGAGACUCCACAAACUGCCAGUCACAAGAGACGGCCUCGGACAACCUCCCCCCGUCGCGCAGAAAAGGAAUCCUCCUCCAGUAUCGCCUUCGGGGAACGUCGCAUCUGCCCGGCCACCAUCUUUCCGCCAGGGAGGGCUCCAGAGGAGACAACGGUGCCCUGGAGACCAGCGAGGAGGACGGCUCCAUUUAUGAAAUGACGGACGAUCCCGACGUCUGGUUUAGGAGCCGGCCGUGCGCCAGGGACACAAAUCGGAAGGAAAUCACUUCCGUGGUCAUUGUGUCUGGUGGACCCGGCUAUCGGAACUUCAAUCCUUCCAACGGUAGCAGUCAACCGUCUGGGGACACGGACAGCACGUUGCUAAUGUGGCAACCCCCCCUCCUCUUAUAGCCUCUGGGGCUCCCUCUGCGCAGGGGGAAGAGCGAACAAUGCUGUUACGUUUUGUCGUUGGGUACGAAUUUCCCAGAUGUUGAUCCUUGAUUGGGAUUUGAACAGGACACAGGAAUUUAGGUGGUAAAUUAUUUAACAAAUUCUUACAGCGGACCUUGGAGUACAAUUCAAGCUCUGCAUAUAACCUUCAGACCCCCUCCCUCUCUAAAAAUCUCCUAAUUUUAGAACAGUGGAACCUCGGAUUGCGAGUAACGCGGUUAACAUGCGUUUUGCAAUGCGAUAGCUGUAUUUGAAAAUCCUAACUCGUCUUGCGAGGGUUGUCUCGCAAAAAACGAGCAGGAUUCAGGCCAAAGAGAUGAGGGGGAGCGCCGGAGCCAAGUAGAGCCGAACGGCGCAGAUUGGAAAUGUUUGGAAAGACACGGAAAUACUCAGUUUCCGAGGUGUCCUCUGGCCUUUCCGGACGUUUCCGAGGCUCUCCGGCACCCCC